ACCAACUUCCUGUAAUUCUAUCCUUAUGGGUAAAAAUAUUAGUGGUCAAACUCUGCUGGAGAAAGUAUAGGCACCGUGAUUCACAUAGUUAAAUGUUCAUUUAGUAGAGCUGGAGUGAAAAAAUACUGUUUCAACUUGAAAUGCUAGAAGAUUGUUGUUCUUGUGUUACUCAUUCAUGCAAAUUGGAGAAGGUAUAAUUGAAACAAGGUUGGCAGUGUUUGAGGCAGUGUGCUGCAGCUGAGCUCAGCUUAAAGGUCGCUGGAAAUCAAGUGCUUUGUAAGUGAAGGCAUUUUGACUACACGCGAUUCAAAAAUAUUUGGAAACGUCAGUCUCAGGAAUGGGUCGUCUUUUUCUUUCUAUGAUAUCUGGUAUCUAAGGUUUUACUUAGGAUAAAGACUACUACUUAAGAGCUCUUUUAGGCACCACAAAUGAUUUUUUCCUUCGAUGCAGUGCAGCUGCUUCUAGCCUGUCUCCCGACAGAGAUCUUUGUUAUGACUUUCAGCCCUUAACAUGUUUGGAAAUGAGAACAAAUGGCACAAAGCUUACGAUUGCACUUUGCAGCCAGAAGAAGCAAUACUUAUCCUUUGUCAGAGACCUCCGGAGAUGAUCUGGAUAACAAUGUUCACAUGUGCUUCAAAAGACCAACACGGAUUUCAACGUCUAACGUUGUUCAAAUGAAGCUGACUCCUAGACAGACUGCACUAGCUCCGUUAAUACAGGAAAACGUUAAGUCUCAGGAAAGAUCAUCUGUUCCUUCACCUGAAAACGUUAAUAAAAAGAGCAGCUGUCUGCAGAUUUCACUACAGCCAACAAGGUACAGUGGAUGUCUUCAGUCUAGCAAUGUCUUAGCUGAUGGUGAUGAUGCUUCAUUUAUGUGUGUCUUGAAGGACGGUGUUUACAACAAUGCUGUGGCUGAUAAUGAACUGAAUGCUGUGAAUGAUGGUAACCAUGUAGGCAGUUCUGCCCUUCGCAGCAGUAGCCUUAGUAACUGUUCCACCAGCGAGAAUGGGUCUUACAGCAGCAAUGGUAGUGAUUAUGGAUCAUGCACAAGUAUCACAAGUGGUGGUUCCUACACAAACAGUAUCAUCAGUGACAGCAGUGGUUAUACUUUUCCACCAACUGAUGAUACUUUUCUUGGUGGAAAUUUAUCUUCCGACAGCACCUCCAACAGAAGUGUGCCAUACAGGAAUACUACUCCCUGUGAAAUUUUUUCAAGAAGUCCAAGUACCGUUCCCUUUGUCCAGGAUGACUUGGAGCACGGACUAGAAAUUAUGAAAUUGCCAGUGAGCAGGAACUCGAAAAUUCCACUAAAACGUUGUUCAUCCUUAGUCAUUUUUCCUAGGAGUCCUUCAAAUACCCCACCAACUUCUCCAACAAGUACAGAUAUUCUUCCGAGCAAAGGAUCCUAUCAAACCUCACACCAGUUUAUAAUUUCUCCUAGUGAAUUUGCCCACAGUGAGGAUGGUCCUGGUGCUAAGGGAUUUCUUUCAACAGCUGUCAAUGGACUUCGGUUAUCUAAAACAAUCUGUACUCCCGGAGAAGUAAGAGACAUACGACCACUUCACAGGAAGGGCUCAUUACAAAAGAAAAUUGUUAUUGCAAAUAACAGUCCGAAUCAGACUAUCUGUGAAAAGUCAUCUGAAGGAUAUUCUUGUGUUUCAGUGCAUUUCACCCAACAAAAAGCACCUACGUUAGAUUGUGAAACAGCAAAUGGUGAUUGUAAACCAGAGAUGUCAGAAAUUAAGCUUAAUUCUGAUUCAGAGUGCAGUAAGCUUAUGCAUAGGACAUCUGCACGUUUACCAUCCUCCCAAAAUGUAGAUUACCAAAUAAAUAUCAAUGGACAGUUGGAAAGACCAAAUUUACAGAUCAACAAAAAUCAUGCUGUUUUACAAAGAAGUAUUUCAUUGGGAGGAACUUAUCCAAAUGUUUCCUGUUUAUCCAGCCUUAAGCACAAUUGUUCUACGGGGGGACCAUCGCAAUUACUCAUAAAGUUUGCAUCUGGAAAUGAAGAUAAAGUUGAUAAUUUAUCAAGAGACAGUAACAGAGAUUUCACAAAUAAACUAUCUAAUUCUUUAAAGCAUUCUUGUAAGACAAGAGAUGAUUUCCUAGGUCAAGUGGAUGUUCCUCUUUAUCCAUUACCGACAGAAAAUCCAAGAAUGGAGAGACCAUAUACGUUUAAGGAUUUUGUUCUUCACCCAAGAAGUCACAAAUCAAGAGUUAAAGGUUAUCUGAGAUUAAAAAUGACUUAUUUACCUAAAACCAGUGGCUCAGAAGAAGAUAAUACAGAACAGACUGAAGAAUUAGAGCCUGGCUGGGUUGUUUUGGACCAACCGGAUGCUGCUUGCCAUUUGCAGCAACAACAAGAACCUUCUCCUCUACCUCCAGGAUGGGAAGAGAGGCAGGAUAUUCUUGGAAGGACCUACUAUGUAAACCAUGAAUCUAGAAGAACACAGUGGAAAAGACCAACCCCUCAGGACAGCCUAACGGAUGCUGAGAAUGGUAAUAUUCAACUGCAAGCACAACGUGCAUUUACCACAAGGCGGCAAAUAUCUGAGGAGACAGAAAGUGUUGAUAAUCGAGAGUCUUCCGAGAACUGGGAAAUUAUAAGAGAAGAUGAAGCCACCAUGGAUAGCAAUCGGGCCUUCCCAUCACCUCCGGCAUCAAAUAACUUGGAUGUUCAAACUCAUCUUGCAGAAGAAUUGAAUGCCAGACUCACUAUGUGUAGAAAUUCAGCCACCGGACAGCCAGUAUCCAGCUCAAAUCAUUCCAGCAGAAGAGGCAGCUUACAAGCCUAUACUUUUGAGGAGCAGCCUACACUUCCUGUGCUUUUGCCUACUUCAUCUGGAUUACCACCAGGUUGGGAAGAAAAACAAGAUGAAAGAGGAAGAUCAUAUUACGUAGAUCACAAUUCCAGAACUACUACCUGGACAAAGCCCACUGCACAGGCCGCCGUGGAGACAGGUCAGCUGCAGCCCGGCCAGGGUGCCACACGCCCUCAACCACAGGUCCUCCCGAGUGAUUCAGCACAGCAGGUGACCCAGCCAGCUGAAAUGGAGCAAGGAUUCCUUCCUAAAGGCUGGGAAGUCCGGCAUGCACCAAAUGGGAGGCCUUUCUUUAUCGACCACAACACGAAAACCACUACCUGGGAAGAUCCAAGACUGAAAAUUCCAGCUCAUCUGAGAGGAAAGACAUCACUUGAUUCUUCCAAUGAUCUGGGGCCUUUACCUCCAGGAUGGGAAGAAAGAACUCAUACAGAUGGAAGAAUCUUCUAUAUAAAUCACAAUAUAAAAAGAACACAAUGGGAAGAUCCCCGGUUGCAGAAUGUAGCAAUAACUGGACCAGCAGUGCCCUACUCCAGGGAUUACAAAAGAAAGUAUGAGUUCUUCCGAAGAAAGUUGAAGAAGCAGAAUGACAUUCCAAACAAAUUUGAAAUGAAACUUCGCCGUGCAACUGUCCUUGAGGACUCUUACCGGAGAAUUAUGGGUGUCAAGAGAGCAGAUUUUCUCAAGGCUAGACUGUGGAUUGAGUUCGAUGGUGAAAAGGGAUUAGAUUAUGGAGGAGUGGCCAGAGAAUGGUUCUUCUUGAUCUCAAAGGAAAUGUUUAACCCUUAUUAUGGGUUGUUUGAAUAUUCUGCUACGGAUAAUUAUACCCUGCAGAUAAAUCCAAACUCUGGAUUGUGUAAUGAGGAUCACCUCUCUUACUUCAAGUUUAUUGGCCGGGUAGCAGGAAUGGCAGUUUAUCAUGGCAAACUGUUGGAUGGUUUUUUCAUCCGCCCAUUUUACAAGAUGAUGCUACACAAACCAAUAACACUUCAUGAUAUGGAAUCAGUGGAUAGUGAAUAUUACAAUUCACUAAGAUGGAUUCUUGAAAAUGAUCCAACAGAACUGGACCUCAGGUUUGUCAUAGAUGAAGAACUUUUUGGACAGACACAUCAACAUGAGUUGAAAAUUGGUGGAUCAGAAAUCGUUGUCACCAACAAGAACAAAAAGGAAUAUAUUUAUCUUGUAAUACAGUGGCGAUUUGUAAACCGAAUCCAGAAGCAAAUGGCUGCUUUUAAAGAGGGAUUUUUUGAACUAAUACCACAGGAUCUCAUCAAAAUUUUCGAUGAAAACGAACUAGAGCUUCUUAUGUGUGGAUUGGGAGAUGUCGAUGUGAAUGACUGGAGAGAACACACAAAGUAUAAAAAUGGCUACAGUGUGAACCAUCAAGUGAUACAGUGGUUUUGGAAGGCUGUUCUAAUGAUGGACUCAGAGAAAAGAAUCCGAUUACUCCAGUUUGUCACUGGCACAUCUCGUGUGCCUAUGAACGGGUUUGCGGAACUAUAUGGCUCAAAUGGACCACAGUCAUUUACAGUUGAACAGUGGGGUACCCCUGAAAAGCUGCCAAGAGCCCAUACAUGCUUUAAUCGCUUGGACUUGCCACCCUAUGAAUCAUUUGAAGAAUUAUGGGAUAAACUUCAGAUGGCAAUUGAGAACACUCAGGGUUUUGAUGGUGUUGAUUAGAUUCCAAAUAACAAUCUGGAGUGUUUCACUGCCUCUUUUGUAUAAGCAAAAUCUUGACUUAUGAUUUUCCAGGGAACUACUAAACCUUGGCCAUUGUUUCUUCCCAGAGAGUGGGGAAAAAUCACAUAAAAGCAUACGAAAAAAUAG
Messenger RNA from Lynx canadensis (Canada lynx), 4649 nucleotides. RefSeq names its product NEDD4 E3 ubiquitin protein ligase (gene NEDD4). The record is from RefSeq and is a predicted model, not a curated record. The transcript is spliced from 25 exons. Gene Ontology annotation, molecular function: protein binding; sodium channel inhibitor activity; ubiquitin protein ligase activity. Lineage: Eukaryota; Metazoa; Chordata; Mammalia; Carnivora; Felidae. Bases 531 to 4502 code for a protein of 1323 amino acids. Gene Ontology annotation, biological process: receptor internalization; regulation of dendrite morphogenesis; neuromuscular junction development.